Molecule: messenger RNA, 2771 nt
Organism: Gallus gallus (chicken)
Lineage: Eukaryota; Metazoa; Chordata; Aves; Galliformes; Phasianidae
Gene: SULT2B1
Product: sulfotransferase family 2B member 1
Exons: 7
Coding region: 164-1051 (295 amino acids)
Biological process (GO): sulfation
Cellular component (GO): cytoplasm
Molecular function (GO): sulfotransferase activity
Source: RefSeq, a predicted model, not a curated record
AGAGCAAAGCUGUAUUUUGUGUAGAAAACAGGGAGUUUGGGGUUUCCAUCUGCCUCCUGUCUCCCCGGUUGUCCAGACUCUUGCUAAGAUAGCUGCUAUGCACCCAUCCCAGCUGUGAGGGCAGGUCUGCAGAGCUGCAGCACCCAAUUCCCAUCCAAGCACAAUGCCGGUGCACUACGUGACAUACAAAGGCAUUAAAUUCCCUCCUGCCUACAACUCCGUGCACAGCUUGAGUUUUGCCCACAAUGAGUUCCUGGUGCGGGACGAUGACGUCUUCAACAUCACCUACCCUAAAUCUGGCACCGUGUGGAUGACUGAGAUCCUGAGCCUCAUUCGCAGCCACGGCCACCCCAGCUGGAACCAAACUGUCCUCAAUUCUGACCGCAUGCCUUGGUUCUCAACCCGCCUGGGUCUGGAGGCAGCCCUCAGCUACCCCUCACCUCGCUUGCUGACCUGCCACCUCCCCAGGCACAUCUUCCCCAAGUCCUUCUCCCAUUCCACUGCCAAGGUCAUCUACACCCUACGGGAUCCUCGAGAUGUUGUUGUCUCCUACUUCUACUUCUGCAAGAUGUGCAACAGCUAUGAGGACCCCGUGUCCUUUGAGCAGUUCUUGAGGGACUUUCUCAGUGGAGAGUUGCCCCAUGGCUCCUGGUUUGAACAUGUCCGAGGCUGGAUGCAGAUGAAGGACAGGGAGAAUUUCUUCUUCAUCACCUAUGAAGAGCUGAAACAGGACCUGCAAGGCAGCGUGAGACGCCUCUGCCAUUUCCUGGGACAGAAUUUGGAUGACGAUGCUAUCUCCUCAGUAGUCCAAAAUGCCUCUUUCACAGCCAUGAGGCAGAACCCUAUGUGCAGCUCCAUCUUGCUUCCCGCAGACAUCAUGGACCAGACCAAAGGCCAGUUCCUGAGGAAAGGCAUCUGUGGGGACUGGAAGAACCAUUUCACAGUGGCACAGAGUGAGACCUUCAAUAGAAUCUACCUGGAAAAGAUGCAGGGUUUGGAUGUGGCCUUUCCUUGGGACAGAGAUCAGGAUCCAGACCUAACUGAGCAAUAAAUAUAAGCCGUCUAUUGGCGUCUGGGGUAACUGGUCGCUGUUGGACACAGGCAGUUGGAUCCAGGGGUACAAAUGGCUGCAACAUGAAGUAGAGCAAAUUGUUUGGUAGCUACAACCAGCUGACAUGUUUCCCUGGGGUGACAGGAGAGCCGCAGAGAAAAUGGGGAGGGAGACGAAUGCUGAGGUGUCCUUUCUAUUUGCAGUUCCCAUUUUGCAGUUAUUUAAUCAUAUUAAAUAAUUUUUGCCAGUAAAUAACAUUUUCACCUUCGGGUUUUGUUUUUUUCUUCCCUUUCAACAGAGCUAUACAUGAGUGCUCUGAAUCCUUGGAGUUAUUCCAGCUAUGACAUACUCCGUCAUAUCUGGGUGUUGUACAGAAUUGAAUUCACAGGAAAGAAUGUCUGUACAAGACAGUGUUGCCAUUGCACCUCUGUCAGUCUAUCCUCAUAGAGACUUAAAUAAGUGAUGAGUUCAAAUAAAGCAAAGCCAACUGUGUGCUGUAUCAUGGGGAUUUAACAGCUCUACCUCAUCAAUGAAUGGGAAAAAUGUGCAGCAAAGCAGGAACUACCUAAGGAUCAUGGACAAGUACAUCACAGAUAGUCAGACUUGUAUAGACUUUUUAAUGUCAAACCCUGUGGAAAGACUUAGCGAAAUCAAAGCAGGGGAAGACAUUUUGUGGAUUUUGGCUCAGACACGGUUCUGUGAUUUGUCUAUCUUUAAGCCUUCACAGUGCCUACAGGGAAAUCCAGCUCUUUCCAAGUGCCAAAAUACAACUUGCAAAAUACCCUCAGCUUUAUUUCUUGGACGUCCAGCCAGAGUGGCUUGGGCAUGACUCCAGACUUGGCCAGACACCACCUGAUCUAUCCAGCCAUAGAAAGUUAUCCUGUGGAUAGUGAGCAUUGCCUUCCAUAUUGGUAGGACUGGCAUGUUCAUGUUGUACAAUAUCAUAGCUAGAAGAUGACCCAAAUUAAGGUACCCUGUUGGCAGCGCAGACUGACUUGCAUUUAUGGUGCACCCAUUCAUGCCCAUCACAUUCUGCUUAAUGAUCAUUAGUGUGGGAGCUUAGAAAUAGCGAGAAAGCACAUGUGGCCCAGCAUUAGAAGAUGCCUACAAAACCAUGCCUACAAAAUUGUUUCCUCUUACAUAAACUACAGUCAAAUGACCUAGUUCAUGUGCUGAUUGCCUUAUUUGUAUGUUUGCAUUCGAGCUAUGUGUGAUAGAUUCUACACCAAGCAUGAUAUUACACUCCCACCACCCUGCUAAUACUGUUCAUUUGGGUUAGUGCCUUAGUUGGGCUUUGUACAAACUGAUUAUUAAGCAGCCUGUGGAGCAACAGGCCAUAUUCAUAUCCCAGUGAAGAUUUCUUAAGCACUGUAUGCUGUCUCCUACAUCACUCAGUGUACAUAUGACACCAACUUUGCCUUUAGAGAUACCAAAACAUUAGGUAGAGGCCAGGUGUGAUGUGCUAUGGUGCAUACAAAGGUCUUCAAUACAAGACCACUAAAAUGCUUUGCUGGCUUCAGGAAAGAAACAAAGUUUUAAGCCUCUCAAACCCCUUUUCCAGCAAGAGAAGAGCCUAACGAAAAUGCAGCAAAUACAGGAGUUCCAGAAAAAGAGUUUGCCUCAUGAUUGUUCUUUCUCCUCUUAACUCACUUCUAAAUGCAGAGCCCUCAUGAACACAUAGAAACUAAAAUCUGUGGUCAGGGGAAGGGUUACGUGCUUU